Rotaria sordida is the source of this 648-nucleotide messenger RNA. NCBI's taxonomy places the organism in Eukaryota, Metazoa, Rotifera, Eurotatoria, Philodinida, Philodinidae. The record is from the annotation of a GenBank genome assembly.
AUGGGUUUAUCCACUAAUCGCAUUGUUAACAAUCAGUCUUCUCCUCUCGAGCAUCUGUUUUGCUCGAUAUGCCAUGAAAUUCUGUGGCAUCCUGUUACAUGUGGAACUUGUGAGCAUAGCUUUUGUGAAGCAUGUCUCAAUCAAUGGUUUCAACGUCAACAACGAUGCCCUAAUACUUGUGAAUACCAUCAAAGAACUCGUGUACCAUAUCUUCUUACACAAUUAUUAUCACAAUUAAAAGUUACCUGUAAGAAUACAGCAAAUGGAUGUACUGAGAUUAUCCCAUAUGAAGCAUUAGAAAAACAUGAACAAGCGUGUGGUUAUGAAAUGAAGAAGUGUUCAGGUUGCUUGAAAUCAAUAUUAAAACAAGAUGCUGAACAACAUGAACUACAGUGUGAUUAUGUGGAGAUUUUGUGUAUGUAUUGUCAAGCAAUGUAUCGUCGACGAGAUACACAUAACACAAUAGAAUGUCUAAGAAAUCAAAUGAAAAAUCAAAAUGAUCGAUUUGAACUAAAACUAACAUCGUUAGAGAAUGAUCUUAAACGCCAAACGGAGUUAUUGAAUAAUAUCGAUCAACAACAGAAAGCUUUAAUUGAACGAUUAGAUAGACAGGCAAGAGAAGCAGAAGGUAAGAAAUGUAUUAGAUGA